Messenger RNA from Eremothecium gossypii ATCC 10895, 1158 nucleotides. RefSeq names its product tRNA N6-adenosine threonylcarbamoyltransferase (gene KAE1). The transcript has a single exon. Bases 1 to 1158 code for a protein of 385 amino acids. The record is from RefSeq and is marked provisional. Gene Ontology annotation, cellular component: cytoplasm; EKC/KEOPS complex. Gene Ontology annotation, biological process: tRNA threonylcarbamoyladenosine modification. NCBI's taxonomy places the organism in Eukaryota, Fungi, Ascomycota, Saccharomycetes, Saccharomycetales, Saccharomycetaceae.
AUGGUAAAUUUGAAUAAGGUCCAACCUCGGAGUGGCGGGGACCACUAUCUUGCCCUAGGUAUCGAGGGAUCGGCGAAUAAACUGGGCGUUGGAAUACUGAAACAUCCCAUGCUGUCCCAGCAUAAGCAGGGAAGCCUUUCUCAUGACUGCCAAGCGGAGAUACUCUCGAACAUUAGAGAUACAUACAUAACGCCCCCGGGGGAGGGCUUUCUGCCUCGUGAUACUGCGCGACACCACCGGAACUGGGUCGUGAGGCUAGUCCGGCGUGCACUUGUUGAGGCGGGCAUUGAAGAUCCCAGGCUCCUGGACGUGAUAUGUUUUACCAAGGGCCCGGGUAUGGGGGCGCCGCUGCACUCAGUGGUCGUAGCAGCACGGACAAUGUCGAUGUUGUGGGAUGUGCCCCUUGUCGCAGUUAAUCACUGCAUUGGACAUAUCGAGAUGGGGCGCGAAAUCACGAAAGCUGAGAAUCCAGUGGUGCUCUACGUGAGUGGUGGCAACACCCAGGUAAUCGCGUAUUCGGAAAACCGCUACCGGAUCUUCGGCGAGACACUUGAUAUCGCGAUCGGCAACUGCCUUGACAGGUUUGCGCGCACACUAAAGAUCCCCAAUGAUCCCUCUCCGGGCUACAACAUCGAGCAGCUCGCUAAACAGUGCAAGAACAAGGACAGGCUGGUGGAACUGCCUUAUACUGUGAAGGGGAUGGACCUCUCCAUGAGCGGUAUUCUCGCCCACAUCGACUCGCUCGCGAAGGACCUAUUUCGUCGAAACACGAAGAACUACAAGCUCUUCGACCGCGAGACCGGCAAGCAGCUCGUCACCGUAGAGGACCUGUGCUACUCCCUACAGGAGCACCUGUUUGCCAUGCUCGUGGAGAUUACCGAGCGUGCCAUGGCACAUGUGAACUCUAACCAGGUGUUGAUUGUCGGCGGUGUGGGCUGCAAUGUCCGACUGCAGCAGAUGAUGGCGAGUAUGUGCCAGAGCAGGGCCGACGGCCAAGUUCAUGCGACGGACGAGCGCUUCUGUAUUGACAACGGUGUCAUGAUUGCACAGGCUGGUCUACUUCAAUAUCGCAUGGGCGAUAUAGUAAAAGACUUCUCAGAGACCGUUGUCACGCAGAGGUUCCGGACUGAUGAGGUUUACGUAUCGUGGCGCGACUAA